Messenger RNA from Cutaneotrichosporon cavernicola, 402 nucleotides. RefSeq lists its product as uncharacterized. The record is from RefSeq and is a predicted model, not a curated record. NCBI's taxonomy places the organism in Eukaryota, Fungi, Basidiomycota, Tremellomycetes, Trichosporonales, Trichosporonaceae. The transcript is spliced from 4 exons. The coding region runs from base 1 to 402 and encodes 133 amino acids.
AUGUUUGUCCACAUCUCGGCCCUCUCCUUCUUCGUCCUUGUUGUCUUCAUCGGCUACUACUUCCGCCAGCGCAUCUACUCGUUCGCAGAGCCGUACCUCCCCACCUCGGUCAUUGCGCGUCUCUCAAACUACCAGCCCCUGCAGACGUUCUCGUUCCAGGACCAGGCGGCUGCUGGCAUGAGCUCGUCCAAUUUCGACCUCGAGGCCAAUAUGGGCGAGGGGAGCGGCGAGAACCGCGUCGGCCUCGACGAGGAGGCCGUCGAGGAGGUUCGGCGUAUUAUGGCUGUUGAGCGGUGCACGUUCGACCGCGCGCGUCUCAUCCGUCACAAUCGCAUCCUGGCCAAGAACGGCAUUGCCCCAGAUGGCACCCCCCUCGACCGCAAGGCCGUCACACGUCUUUAG